Molecule: messenger RNA, 1545 nt
Organism: Penicillium macrosclerotiorum
Lineage: Eukaryota; Fungi; Ascomycota; Eurotiomycetes; Eurotiales; Aspergillaceae
Product: cytochrome P450
Exons: 1
Coding region: 1-1545 (514 amino acids)
Molecular function (GO): oxidoreductase activity, acting on paired donors, with incorporation or reduction of molecular oxygen; iron ion binding; heme binding
Source: RefSeq, a predicted model, not a curated record
AUGUACGCUUUCGCGUUGGCAUUAUUCGUACUAGGCUACUUUAUCGUAAAGCCUGUCAUUGUCUAUUUCUAUGAUGCAAAAGGCCUGAGAAAGUAUCCCAACUUUUACUUCUUGUCUGGUAUAUCCGAUUUACCUUUCCUCUAUGAGUCGCACAAAGGCUUCAGAUCCCGGAAUCUCUUUGAAGCUCAUAAAAAGCAUCCUGUUCUACGCAUCGGUCCAAAUGCCCUAUCUUACGCAGACCCACGAGCUAUCAAGGAUAUUUACGGUCAUGGCACCUCCUGCAUCAAGGACAGGUUCUAUUCCGAGACUGCAGGAACUCAUUCUCACCUCGCCGAUGUUGUGGACAAAAGCGAUCAUGCCAGGAAGAGAAAAAUAUUGUCUAGUGCCUAUGCAUUGAAGAAUUUAGAGGAAUGGGAGUUCAAGGUCGCCGACGUUACUGGCAAACUUAUCAAGGCCUUCGAUGCUCGAUGCACGGAUCCUCUUCCGCCAAGUCAUGUGCCUAAGAAGCAAGACCUUACAGUUGACUAUAGGAACUGGACGGUCCUAUUUGCCUCGACAGCAAUUGCAAACAUUGGACUCAGUGAAGAUCUGGGUUUCCUCAACGAAGGAUCUGAUAAGGUCCCUUCUGAAAGCAAAGACGGUACCGUCAAGGAGGUUUCAUUCCGAGAAUGCCAUGCAGCCACUGGUCGAGUCUCGUACCAGCUGGUGUGGGCUUACGACUGGUUCAAGACCUUGAAAAGAGUCAGCAAGUCGAUUUCUUCCGAGUAUUGUCGAAUGUGGAAGUUGGAUGAUGAUUGGGGCGGGAUAGUUUACAACCGUGCAACGACUCGUCUGAAGCGGUACUUGGCUGGAGAAAAGCUUGACGACUUCUUCAGUGCCAUGAUGGAGGAUAAACAUGGAUCUCCACACAACUUGGAAUGGGGUGAGAUUGUCGCAGAGAUUAACAUUAUGAUGAAUGCCGGCCACGAUACGACAGCGAUCUCUCUUCGCAACUCUCUUUUCUUUCUUUUGAAAAACCCACACUGCAUGCAAAAGCUCCGCGAAGAGCUUGACCAGACCCUUGAUGAGGACGAUAUUGUUGCUCCCUAUGGGAAAGUGAAGCACUUACCAUAUCUCCGCGCCUGUAUCGACGAAAGUUUGCGCAUGCUUCCACCAGUGAUUUUUGGCCUUCCACGUCGCACCCCUCUCGAGGGUACCUCUAUUCUUGAUGACUAUAUCUCUGGAGACACCUCGGUCAGUAUGUCAGCCUACGUGAUCCAUCAUCAAGAAUCAAUCUUCAGGGACCAUGAUGCAUACAAGCCAGAGCGUUGGUUGGGUGAAGAUGGAAAGGCUCUGCAGCCCUAUUUUGUCCCAUUCAGCACUGGUGCAAGAGGUUGUAUCGGUCGCAAUAUUAGCUACUUGGAGCAAACAGUUCUAGUCGCGUCGUUAGUCCACCGUUUCGAUUUUGCCUUACCAUCGCCGGACUGGGACCCUCCCGUUCGAGAGACCACUAAUCUGAGCCCUGGGCCAAUGCCUUUAAAGGUCUGGAGGAGAUCUAGGGUCUAA